Messenger RNA from Chlamydomonas reinhardtii, 1780 nucleotides. RefSeq lists its product as uncharacterized. Gene Ontology annotation, cellular component: intracellular anatomical structure. Lineage: Eukaryota; Viridiplantae; Chlorophyta; Chlorophyceae; Chlamydomonadales; Chlamydomonadaceae. Gene Ontology annotation, molecular function: pyridoxal phosphate binding. The record is from RefSeq and is a predicted model, not a curated record. The transcript has 9 exons. The coding region runs from base 252 to 998 and encodes 248 amino acids.
AUAGCAGCAAGCAACAUUUCCUCGCAAUGAAUUGGGUCUGUGUCAUGCCAAGACAACCCAGGGCGGUGCAGCGCCCAUGCAUACACUUGCAUUCUAAAAGCCUGGCAACUCAUUUCGUGCUGCAACUUACUUGAUUGAGCACGCAACAUAUCAACCUAAUUGCAAGCAGUCCUCGCAUGGCCACGGCGCUUCUAUUUUCCUCUUGCUCGCGAAGGGUCGGGGUGCAAGUCUUUGCACGUAGUGCAAGCACAAUGGCGGACAAGCCCAUUGCAGCCGCAUUACAAGAUGUGCUCUCUAGGAUGAAGCAGGCGACGGAGCGUGCAAACCGGACCCACCCGGUUCGGCUGGUGGCGGUGAGCAAGACCAAGCCCGCGGAGGCGCUGCAGGAGGCGUACGACGCCGGGCAGCGCGUGUUCGGCGAGAACUACGUGCAGGAGAUGCUGGACAAGGCGCCGGCGCUGCCGGGCGACGUGCAGUGGCACUUCAUCGGCCACCUGCAGUCCAACAAGGUCAAGGCCGUGCUGGAGGGUGUGCCCAACCUAGCGAUGGUGGAGACGGUGGACUCGGCCAAGCUCGCCGACAAGCUGAACAAGACGCUCGAGACGGUCAGCGGCCGCACCGCCCCGCUGGCCGUCAUGGUGCAGGUCAACACCAGUGGCGAGGAGUCCAAGUACGGUGUGGAGCCGACCGAGUGCGUGUCGCUGGCCAAACACAUAGCGCAGAACUGCCCCAAGCUCCGACUAGCGGGGCUGAUGACCAUCGGCAUGCCCGACUACUCCUCACGGCCCGAGUGCUUCAUCUGCCUGUCGGGCUGCCGCGACGCCGUGGCGACCGAGCUGGGUCUGCGGCCCGAGCAGCUGGAGCUGAGCAUGGGCAUGAGCGGCGACUUCGAGCAGGCGAUUGAGAUGGGCUCCACCAACAUCCGGGUGGGAUCCACAAUUUUUGGAGCGCGCGAGUACAAGCCCAAGUCGCCGCCCGCUUCGCCAAAGAAGGAGUAGGAGAGGAGUGGCCAGGGGGGAGUGGCCAGGGAGGAGUGGCCAGGAGUGCGCUGGAGUGGGUGCUUACUAGGAGUGGAGCGAUGAGAGCGCGAGGCUGACCGCCCGCGGGAGUGGCCGUGAGUGUCUUGCAACGCCGUGCUAGGAGAGCGAUGAAGGGGGCAUACACGCGUGUGUGUGCAUGGUAUAGUUUCCGCACGUGUGUGCUCCGUUUGGCAUGGGGCUUGAUUGGGCCCAGCGGGAUGGAAGCUGCCAUUUGUUAGUUGCCACGGAUGGAUUUGGGUUGAUGAUUCAAGGCCGGCAGGUGCCGCAGACCUGUAGAUGCCUGUAGAUGCCAGGCCUGUAUGACAGACAGGCUAUGUAGUGGUCCGAGCCGGGGUGCCUGAGGCCCCAGCCUCGGGAGUGCCGGGGCCGGGGUGGGUGGCAACAGGUGCCAGUCAGGUAGAGAAGUGGGCGAGAGAGUGCGAGAGCGCUGUUGAGCGAGAGAGUGCGAGACACAGGGAGCGCUAUCAAUCUGUGUGUUGCGAGGUAAUGGCAGGAGUGGGAUUGUUGGUGGUGCUGCUGUCUGGCGUCUGAAGUCACAGGGACUCACGUCUUCUACAGCGCUUCCAGGUGGUUGACAGAGGCUAAAUGCGUAAAGCGCAUGACGGAGGAAAGUGCCAGGGGCCUUGGGGCUGCUGGGGCACGGGGUGGGCCAGCAGAGUCCUCGCCCACGCGCGACGCUCUCCACGAACACGCUUCCAUACCACCAGUUCAUUUGGACAGUUUUGUAACGCACGCCCCCG